AUGAAGCCAGCAUCCGAACACGAAAUUGUUGCAAAGUUACUUACUGAAUCUGUAUCGGUGGACGCUCACGUACGAGAUGAAGCAUACGCACGCAUCGUCGAACUGGAGUCGAGACCAAACUUUCUUGCCACCCUGAUUGAUGUGGCUUAUAUCGGCGACCCAGGCAUAUCCAAACUCGCCUUCAUAUGCGCUAAGAAUGCUCUGGCACGUACGCGAGGUAUCGCCGCUGCAAGGGCGGCCCGUAGUAACGUCGUAGAUUUCUCGGAUGAGGCCCUUGAUAAUCUCAAAUUAAAACUCCUUUCCGUUUUCGAGCUGCAUCUGAAAGAAGAUGGUAGAGUAUUGGGGAAGGAUUUUGCUCUACUGGUGCGAAAAGUCUCACGGUGGAACUACCCUCAGGGCUGGAUUGCUAUGCAUGAGUUGCUGGUGAGAGGGGUUGAGGCGGGGCUAACAGAGUCAGUUGCUUCGACAAAGACUCUCAACUCUGUCUUACUGCUGUACCAUAUAUUUAAGGAAAAAUGCUCCAUGCGUUUGGUGAGAGACCGAAACGUAACUAUGCAACUGGCGGAAGCGUGGUACCCAUUCGUAUCAAAGCUCUGGGUUCAUCAGUGGUUGCAUCGAUGGGCCUCGGGGAAUAUAGACGCCUUACAGCUUGGUUCCAGACUCUCCAGUUUAGACAUGGAGUUAAGCCGAUAUUUGGACACCCUCCUUAUCGCAAUGUACACCCAUGGGCUGCGCAAUGUAUACCAGAGCCCCGAGCUUCUGGAGUUGUUAAAAAUGAUCUUCAUGAAACUCGUGAUUCAUUUAUCCUUGUUUAAAGCUGCUAGUGUCUGCAAUGAAGUUUUGGAGAAAAAUACCAGGAGGUUGCUGCGUGGAGCCGCCGAGAUAUUCGAAAAGGAGGCCAUGGUUUUAGCCUUUCUGGAUCCUGCACUAAUAUUGAAUCCAGUGUUUGACUACCUCGCCUGUGGGUCUAGUGGGCAUGUCAUACAACAUUGUAUGUAUCUAUUGAGUAACGCUUUCAAGUCACCGGUGAUAAACAAUGAAAGGUACGUGCAGCAAUUCUCCGCCAUACACAGGCACGGUAAUGGGCAUAGGGACACUAAUAAAAUAGGAGAUGACGGAUUCGUACUUUAUAGCACAUUUGACGAAAUGAAAUCGCAUUGUGAGAUGGCAGCAUCGUGCUCGAGAGGGGUAUCUUUGGUCAGCUCGUUGAAGAACUCAUCGAGUCCCACAAAGGGAUCGUACAUUUCCCUUGGUGGCGUAGCGGAACAGAUGUCCCGUCAAGCAACAUAUUUAUUCUGGAAAUGUAUAUCGGAACGCGGGGGAUUUCUUCAGUUGAUCGAGUUUUUGAGACACCGUUAUAUGACUCUUUCGGUGGAUACCAUAGCAGAAUGGAGCGAAGAACAUAUACCUAUGGAAGAUCCGCCUCACCCUCCCGCUCACACUGUUAUAUCCGCAAUGAAGCUGACAGGGGCGGAUAUUCUUCAGUGGAUUGCAGAUGGAUUAAUGGCAGGGGAUACUAAUCUGGAUUUUCCCAGGCUUGAUUCAUAUAUGCAAAUUUACACUAUAGCAUACCCUGUCACGGCUGCGUUCCACUCAUGCAAGCAUUACCAUUCGUUUUUGGAUGCUAUGAAAGUUGCAUUGACCGUGGUAGGCCCGGAAAUGGCAAAGCUCCUUAUAUUCCGGUGCAGCCGCAUCGUAAAUGCAUGGGUCGAACGCAUCCAGUUAUUCGAGGAGCAAACGAAACGUGAAAUCAUGGUAUACCUUGUAUACUGCCUGUGCUGCCCAGCUGACACGCCAGCAACACUGAAUUUACGUGUGCAACACGUGGUCCCCUUCCACCGCCUCUACACCAAGACGGUGGACGAACCUUUCUGGGAUGUCUUACGCCAGGGAACAGAUGUCCAGCAAAUUGUAACAAGCUUAGUGAAUGUCGCAAAUGUUGAUGUGCCCGUUGUGCAGCACACGGCGCUGGAGUUGGUAUGCAAGAUGUGCCUUGAAUUCGACAGCGAGGAAAAUAAUUUCGGACAUCAAUUAUCUGACUUGCUUAACGUCUUUUCUACUCGCUGCAAUGACCUACAAACUACUUCUUCACUUUUGCAGACAUCUCUAGGAUUCCUUAAUGCACUGGAUUGGCAACGCUGUUACGCGGAAGAGUCUUACGUAAAUGCGCAUCUUCGGAGAUUCCUAUUUUAUCUGUUGUUCCGUACACUGGCGAUCACGGAUCUCCCUGGCUCUCCUGAUGAAACGACACUUAUUUGCCAGCGCAUGGUCUCACCUUGCAGGUAUCCAGAGCUUGAUGAAGAUAUAUUGACGUUAUGGGUUUGUCUACUUCGCGUGCUACCACACAAUCUCAAGAGUGUUGACCGCCAGCUUCUCAACGAUGUAUUCAGCCUUUUCCCGCUUUUCCUCGCCUAUCUGAUCAACAACGAUAUAGGCGAUAAUACGGGUCAAGUUAACGUUCAUCGUGUCCCUGUGCUGCAGAUUGAUAUUGUCACUGAGUAUCUGGCAGUAAUCCUUGAUUUCAGUAAGACGUACUUGUCCAACACUGGCAGUAGUUUGUGCGAGAGGGUCGACGGCGUGUGGUUUCAGAAAUCGAUUGAUACCACUUUUUUCUUAGAAUUUAAUCUAUCUCUGGUGCAUACUAUCUGUUUGAGGUCACUUAAGAGGUCGGAAGACGACGCGUUGCGUCAGAGUGGGCUGCGUUUGCUUAACAUCCUAAUGUUUGGAUUUAGUGCAGCAUGUCUAGUGCGUCAAGAUGUGCUAGUGACGAUGCAUGAUGUUCUGCUUUGUUUCUGCUCUAAGCUUAACGAAGCUGCAGUUACACCUCAGGAAGCACCGCCUGAAAUUCGGCGUUAUCGAGCGUCAGGGCUUUGCCGAGGGACUGGCACAGAUUCUGAGGUACGGUGGCAAGUGUCCAAGGUACAAAAUAGCAUUGUGGAAUCCAUAUCGUCUGUGAUUCCGAUUUUGACUCGCUGGGGAUUUGACGCGCCAGCUUCAUUCUCUGAGGCAUUGCAAAGGGUACUGGAGAGAGGGCGCUUUGCCUACCCAGAAGGCAUGCUUCUAUCACUUCUGCACGCGUCAAUCCAAUUCAAUAAUAAUGCAUAUCUCAGGUUAGGGGCGUUGAUAUGCUGCUGCUUAAUGGCUGGUUCAAUGGUAAGCAAAUACCCCGGGCUUAGGCUGUUUGUACGGUACCAGGGUUCACCUACUCAUGGCAACUCCGAAAGACACAACUAUGAUGGCUUCAACGAGAAUCCGCACGAAAACAUGACAGGUGUUUUCCUUCCAUGCUAUUUGUUGCGCUUGGUUAACUCUAUCGUUACCCUAUUCGUGACCAGCAAGAGGGAUGUUUGUUUCUCCAUCACCAAAGCAACACUGCUAAAGAACAGAGAAGAUUAUAGCAAGCCAUCAUCGAAGCGUUUUCACCUUUUUGCAAAUGUCUCCUCCACAUACCAGUCUACCGGCUUCCCGAUGUCGGAUACCCCGCCUCAGGAGCUAUUUUACGGUGAGUUGCUCUGA
This is a messenger RNA of Babesia sp. Xinjiang, 3516 nucleotides long. RefSeq names its product Importin-11. The record is from RefSeq and is a predicted model, not a curated record. Bases 1 to 3516 code for a protein of 1171 amino acids. The transcript is spliced from 2 exons. NCBI's taxonomy places the organism in Eukaryota, Apicomplexa, Aconoidasida, Piroplasmida, Babesiidae.